Mobula hypostoma (lesser devil ray) is the source of this 7060-nucleotide messenger RNA. Its product is annotated as bactericidal permeability-increasing protein-like. NCBI's taxonomy places the organism in Eukaryota, Metazoa, Chordata, Chondrichthyes, Myliobatiformes, Myliobatidae. Gene Ontology annotation, molecular function: lipid binding. The coding region runs from base 1358 to 2773 and encodes 471 amino acids. The record is from RefSeq and is a predicted model, not a curated record. The transcript is spliced from 17 exons.
UCUGGUGGAAGACGCUGUCCCGGAGCCUGUUGGUUCUGGCUUUUAUGCUGCAGUACCUCUUCCUGGAUGGUAGCAGCUGGAACAAUUUGUGGUCGGGUGCUUUGGGACCCAAAUGAUCCUUCAGACCCUUUAUACACACCUGGCUUUGUAAAUGUCCUGAAUAGUGGGAAAUUCACACCUACAGAUGCGCUGGGCUGUCCGCACCACUCUCUACAGAGUCCUACAAUUAAGGGAAGUACAGUUCCCAUACCAGGCACUGAUGUAGCAAGUCAGGAUGCUCUCAAUUGUGCCCCUGUAGAAAGUUCUUAGGAUUUGGGGGCCCAUACCAAACUUCUUUAACGCCUGAGGUGAAAGAGGUGCUAUUGUGCCUUUUCCCCACAUAGCUGGUAUAUACAGCCCACGUGAGAUCCUCAGUGAUGUUUAUGCCAAGAAACUUAAAGCUGUUCACCCUCUCAACCCCAGAUCCACUGAUGUCAAUGUGGGUUAGCCUGUCUGCAUUCCUCCUGUAGUCCACAACCAGCACUUUGUGUUUGCGACGUUUAGAGAAAGGUUGUUUUCUUGACACCACUGUGUCAGGGUGAUGACUUCUUCUCAGUAGGCUACCACAGUAUUAUUUGAGAUUGGGCCAAUCAGUGUAGUGUUGUCAGCAAAUUUAAUUAGCAGAUUGGAUCAUAGGCAUACAGAGAGUAAAGGAGGGGAGUCAGGGUACAGUCUGAGGGGCAUCUGUGUUGAGGGUCAGAGGGGCAGAGGUGAGGGAUCCCACACUUACCACAAUGAACUCAUUGAUUUUGUUGUAUUUCUUUGCUCUACUGUGAAUCUCAAAGUAGUACAUGGUGUACUUUGCAUAACCUCUCCUACUCUUACAGCCUUCUGAGUCUACUUUCCUCUUGAUCAUCCCCAAAAUUAAUUACUGCUGAAUAGGCAGCUGUGCUUUCAGUUACUAAGGCACAAAGUCUCUCUGCCAUGCCACCUGGGAUAAAACCUAUCCCUUUUACCAGGUUUAUCAGCUCUAACAUCUCUUUAUUACUCAGCACUGAGUGCUGUUUGAUAAUGUUCCAGCCAGGUUCAUCGUGUAGUUCAAAAGUCCAGAGCUGCUGUAUUAAUUGUUUCGUAUCCCAUAUAACUGUGGGUUUAGCUGUAAUAAAUCGUUUCACUUCACAUUUGGUGAGAUUUGAGAAGUGAGCCAUACGUAGCUACAUGCUGUUCCCAAAAACUUGUCGAACAGCAUUCCAUUUAUAUAUUAGAAGUACUUUAAAGAAGUUUUGCUUUCAAAGCUAAGUGGCUAAAACUGAACCCAACAAUACUGUCUCUAGAGAGAAAAGCUAUGUUGAUCUGAGCGAAACUUAGUGCAACAAAAAUGUAUCUGUCAGCCUGUGUUACAUUUGUUCUGGUUGGAGCUGCACUUGGAAAGAAUAACCUCAAUCCUGGAAUACAAAGCAAAAUUAUGCAGAAAGGUUUAGAAUAUGGCAGGCAACUUGCUGUCAAGGUUGCUGAGGAGAAGAUUCAAGAGUUGCAUCUACCAGAAAUAACUGGGAAAGAACACUGGCUUGGCUGGCUAAAAUACCAUAUUGAUGGGAUGAGGAUUAACAGCUUUGGAUUGCCUGUUUCUGAUAUUGGAUUGAUCCCCAACACUGGUGUCAAGUUUUCAAUUGGAAAAGCCCACAUUAGCAUUAGUGGAAACUGGCAUGUGAAAUUCGGACUGAUACACGAUAGAGGAACUUUUGAUCUGAAUAUCAACGAUCUUUCGGCCAUAUUUUCUGUGGGUGUUUCAUUAAGCAGUUCUCACCCAAUGAUAACUGACCAGGGCUGUGAUGCAAGAUUAGAAAACUUUGGCCUUAAUCUCCAUGGAGGGGGCAGUUGGUUUUACAAGAUGUUCCUUGGUAAAGUGAAAGAUCUAAUUCGACGUAUUGUUCCCCAGAAGCUGUGCUCUGAAUUUAGAGAUGCAGUUGGAACAGCGGAAACCUUCAUCCAGACAAAGAAAGUUUCGUGGCAAUUGGACAAGUACGUAGAACUUGAUUAUUCUUUGGUUGGAGAACCGGAGAUCACAACUGAUUUCAUUGAGUUUCCCAUUAAGGGUGAAUUGUAUGAUGUCCAACACCAUACAGAAGCUCCAUUUACUGCACAAUUGUUCAACCUUUCAAACACAACAGACCAAAUGUUAAUGGUUGGGCUGUCGGAGUACACUGUAAACACAGGAGGCUUUGCGUACUUCAUAGCAGGAGCUCUGCAAAUCAACAUCACAGAUGACAUGAUUCCAAAGGAUUUACCGUUUCACCUAAACACGUCCAGCUUCGAAAUUCUGUUACCCAAGGUUGCAAAGAAGUACCCCAACCUACUGAUGAAAAUUGUGAUGGGUGCCUCAAAACAACCAGUUGUGAAGUUUGUUCCAGGAAAAUUCACUUCCAAUAUCUUUACCGCAGCUCAUGUAUUUGCAGUCCUCCCAAACAACUCCUUAGCAGACCUAUUCCUGUUGGGUGUUACGGCCAGUGUGUUUGGGAAAAUGUAUAUUUCACAGGGAAGAGUGCAUGGUUCAGUGUCUCUGAACAGUGUGGACGUGGUGCUGGAAGAAACUAAAGUGGGAACCGUUCCAACAAAGACAUUUGAAACAAUUCUGAAGCUGGGCUUACAGAAGUUCGUGAUUCCGAAGAUAAAUGCAAAACUGAAGAAGGGGUUCCCCAUACCAAAAACAGAGAAGAUAUCAUUGAUUAAUCCAUUCCUUGCAAUUGAGCAGGGUUUAAUACUGAUCACAUCUGAUAUACAGUAUGGAAACUGAAAGCUAACUUACCUCAAUGUAUCUGCUAAAACUUCAUUAAGUUGCUCUGCAGAGACGGCAAUAACACUCAGUGACUGCUUUAUUAGGUUCAGGAGUGGAACCUACUAUGACCUUCUGCCGUUUGUAGACCGACCACUUCAAGAUUUAAUGUGUUGUACCUUCAGCGGUGCUCUUCUGCGCACGACUGUGCUUAACACGGGCUUACUUGAGUUACCUCUUGUCAGCUUGAACCAAUCUGACCAUUCUCCUCUGACUUCCCUUAUUAACAAGGCCUUUUCACCCACAGAGCUGCUGCUGAUUGGACUUUUUUUUUGUUUUUUGCACCACUCUCUGUAAACUCUAGAAAUUGUUGUAUAUGAAAUUCCUAUGAAAUCAAGUUUCUCAGAUACUCAAGCCACCUUGCCUGGCACCAACAAUCAUUCCAUGGUCAAAGUCAUUUAGAUCACAUUUCUUCCCCGUUCUGUCGUUAGAUCUGAACAACAAAUGAACCUCUUAAACAUGUAUACAUGCUUUUAUACAUUGAGUUGCUGCCACACGAUUGGCUGAUUAGAUAUUUGCAUUAACUCGGUAGAACAGGGGAUCUGGGAACACAGAUCCAUAAUUCCUUGAAAGUGCAGUCACAUGUAGAUAGGGUCAUAAAAAAAGCUUUGGCACAUUGGCCUUCAUAAAUCCAAGUAUUGACUACAGGAGUUGAGAUGCUAUGUUGAAGUUGUAUAAGACAUUGUUGAGGCCUAAUUUGGAGUAUGGGGUGCAAUUUAGGUCACCUAUCUAUAGGAAAGAUGUCAAUAAGAUUGAAAGAGUGCAGAGAAAAUUUACAAGGAUGUUGCCGGGACUUGAUGACCUGAGUUGUAGGAAAAGGGUGAAUAGGUUAGAACUUUAUAGCCUAGAGGGAUAAGGGGAGAUUUGAUAGAGGGAGAUCUGGGAUACAAAAUUGUAAGGUGUAUAGAGAAUGCAAGCAGGCUUUUUCCACUGAGGUUCAAUGAUACAAGAACUAGAGGUCAUGGGUUAAGGGUGAAAGGUGAAAUACUUAAGGGGAACCUCUUCACUCAAAUUGUGUUGCGAGUGUGGAAUGAGCUGCCAGCGGAAGUAGUGGAUGAGGAUUUGAUUUCAACAUUAAAGAGAAAUUUGGAUAGGUGCGUGGAUGGGGGAUUUGGUUGAGGGCUAUGGUCCAGGUGCAGGUCAAUGGGACUAGACAGAUUAAUAGUUGACCACAUAUUAGAUGGGCUGAAGGAUCUAUUUCUGUGCUGUAGUAUUCUAAAACUCCAUGGCUAUUUAUGGCAAAGCUGUAUCUAAUAAUAUGGCCAUUGAAUGUACUUCUUAAUACUUUUUUUAAAUGGCAAUAUAGACUAACCCAAUUGAACAUUGCAAAACUAAGUCUAGGAUUGUGUUUUUCCUCGCAUGCUUAGACAAUAAUCAACACAGCUUCCUGUCUCGGUGUACCUGGAAAUGAGUGGAUCGAUAAGAUUCAGUCUCUGAGACAUUGAUUGAACAGUGGUAGAGAUCUAACAGUUGUUAACGUUGCUCUUGAAUAAGGAAGAGAGCAUUUGCUCCAGUGCUUAUGAUUCUCUAACGAUCACAUCUGAAUGUGUUUCAGCUUCAUGUCAGGGUAGGGUCCAGCCUGAGGCUGACAGAACAGAGAAACAUAGGGCAUGGAACAGUAGAGCACAGUGUGGGCACUUCAGACCACUAUGUUGUGUUGACAUAUAUAAAUCUAAUCAGAAUCAGGUUUAAUAUCAAUGGCAUAUGCCAUGAAAUUUGUUGUUUUGCCACAGAAGUACAUUGCAAUAAAUAGUAAUAAAAACUAUAUAUUACAAUGAUAAAUACACGUAAAAAUUAAAUUAAGUAAGUAAUGCAAAAAGAGAGCAAAUAAAAAUAUAGUGAGGUAGUGCUCAUGGGUUCAUUGUCCAAUCAGAAAUCUAAUGACAGAGGGGAAGAAGCUGUUUCUGAAGCAUUGUUUGUGUGUCUUCAGGCUCCUGUACCUCAACCUUGAUGGUAGCAAUGAGAAGAGGGCAUGUCCUGGGUAAUCAUGGAUGCCACCUUCCUGAGGCAUUACCAUUUGAAGGUGUCCUUGAUGCUGGUGAGGCUAUUGCCCAUGAUGGAACUGGCUGAGGUUACAACUUUCUACAGCAUUUUUCUGCCCCUUCAUACCAGACAGUUAGAAUGUUCUCCACUUUAGAAAUGUAUGAGUUUUUGGUGGCAUACUAAGUCUCCUCAAAUUCCUAAUGAAAUGUACUUACUAUCAUACCUUUUUGGUAUUUGCAUCAAAAUGUUGGACCAGGAUAGAUCUUCAGAAAUGUCGACACCUUAGGGCUAGAAACAUCUGAUGCCUCAAUGAGGACUGGUGUGUUCACUCAACUUUCCAUUCCUGAAGUCCACAAUCAAUUCCUUGGUUUUACUGAUAUUGAUUGAAGGCUGUUGUUGCAACACCACACAACUGGCUGAUCUAUCUCACUCCUGUAUGCUUCCUCAUCACCAUCUGAAAUUCUGCCAACAAUAGUCAUCAUUUGAGCUGAGCCUAGACACAGUCGUGGUUGCUGAGAGUGUUGAGCGGUUGGACAAGCAUGCAUCCUGGAGGUGUGCCAGUGUUGAUUAUCAGUUAGGAGGAUAUGUUAUUUCCGUUCCACACUGGUUGUGGUCUUGUGGUGAGGAAGUCAAGGAUCUAUUUGUAAAGGGAGGUAUAGAGGCCCAGGUUUUGGAGCUUGUUGAUUAGAACUGAAGGUAUGAUUUUGUUGAGUGCUGAGCUGCAAUCAAUAAACAGCAACCUGACGAAGGCAUUACUAUUGUCCCAGUGGUCCAAAGCCAAGUGGAAAGCCAGUGAGAUUGGAUCUCCUGUAGACCUGUUGUGGUGACAGGCAAAUUGCAGUAGGUCCAGGUCCUUGCUUAAGCAAGAGUUGAUUCUGGUAACGCCCAACCUCUUAAAACACUUCAUCACAGUAACUGUGAACGCAACUGGAUGAUAGUUGCUGUGGCAGCUCACGCUGCCCUUCUUGGGCGCACAUAUGAAUAAGUAAAUAAUAAUACUGAGAAGAUGUUGUGAAGCCAUUGAAAGUGAGUCCAUAUGUUGUGGAAUCAGUUCAGUGUUGAGGUGAAGUUGUCCCCUCUGGUUCAGGAACCUGAUGGCUGAAGGGUAAUACUGGUUCUAUUACAUUCCUUAAAACCAAAGGGGCUGAUGCUCCUCAUGUGGCCCUCUGGAGUGAUACUCUACUCCAGUGAUUUAGGGGCUUCCUCAUCCAUCCUGGCUGCUCCCUGUCCGGUAGCAGAAGAAACCACAUUGUGGUCCUUCCCAAUGAGCUCUUGAGGUGGCUGCAUCAAGUUUCAAGGUGACACUCAGCACGUGCUCCUCCAGCCUGGAAUUUGCCAGUACCAUGAGGUCGGGAACAGGUCACCCUGUGUCAAGGAGCUCACCUCCUGAUACCUCAAAGCCAGAACUGAUAGCUUUGUGGUCAUGCUUGCAGUUGAUAAGUGGAGGGGCCGGUUGUGUUGUGGGAGCUGGUAGUCUGCAGAAUGAUUUGGACAAAUUAGGAGAAUGGGCAAAGAAGUAGAAGAUGGAACACAGUGUAGGGAAGUGCAUGGUCAUGCACUUUGGUAGAAGGAAUAAAGGCAUAGUCUGUAUUCUAAAUGCGGAGUGAAUUCAGAAAUCAGAGGUGCAAAGGGAUUUAGAACUCCUUGCGCAUGAUUCCCUAAAAGUUAACUUGCAGUUCGAGUUGGUGUUGAGGAAAGCGAAUGCAAUGUUAGCAUUCAUUUGACAGGACUAGAAUAUAAAAGCAAGGAUGUAAUGUUGAGACUUUAUCAGGCAUUGGUCAGACCACAUUUAGAUUAUUGAGUGCAGUUUUGGGCCCCCUCUAUAAGAAAGGAUGUACUGGCAUUGAAGAGUAUCAUAGAAACAUAGAAACAUAGAAAAUAGGUGCAGGAGUAGGCCAUUCGGCCCUUCGAGCCUGCACCGCCAUUUAUUAUGAUCAUGGCUGAUCAUCAGAACCCUGCCCCAGCCUUCCCUCCAUACCCCCUGACCCCCGUAGCCACAAGAGCCAUAUCUAACUCCCUCUUAAAUAUAGCCAAUGAACUGGCCUCAACAGUUUCCCGUGGCAGAGAAUUCCACAGAUUCACCACUCCCUGUGUGAAGAAGUUUUUCCUAAUCUUGGUCCUAAAAGGCUUCCCCUCUAUCCUCAAACGGUGGCCCCUCGUUCUGGACUUCCCCAACAUCGGGAACAAUCUUCCUGCAUCUAGCCUGUCCAAUCCCUUUAGGAUCUUAUACGUUUCAAUCAGAUCCCCCCUCAAUCUUCUAAAUUC